AUGACACAAGUAGAAAACCAUGAACUUAGCAAACUAAAACAAGAUGAAGUAGCUAUAGUUAUGGUGCCAUUACCAGCUCAAGGCCAUCUCAACCAACUACUCCAACUUUCAUGUUUGAUCUCCUCCUAUCAUCAUCCUGUCUACUAUGUUGGAUUGGCAACACAUAAUCGUCAAGCUAGGAUCGCGUUAAAUCCUUCAAACAUAUCCAAACUUCACUUCCAUGACCUUCCAAAUCCUGAACUAAUUGCCUUUGAGACAAUAUGGGAUGCUUCUAUGCAUCUUCGCGAUCCCAUUGCUUCAUUCAUACGCGAUAUUUCAUCAAAAGUAAGACGAGUCAUCGUUGUUCAUGAUCCUAUGAUGUCUUAUAAUGUCCAAGAUGUUUCAUCUUUGCCUAAUGCUGAAUCCUAUAUAUUUAACAACAUUUCAGUAUUCUCAUGCUACAUUAUCAUGUGCUUGUUCUUAAAGACAUCUGUUCAACAUGAAGAGGAAUUGCUUAAAAAGUUGUACUCAUUUGAAGGAGUUACAACAGAUGAAGCUAUGGAUUUAUCAGAUUCUCAACAUCCAUAUAUGGAUAUUAGAUCAGGUGAUAUCCAUAACACAAGUAAAGUAAUUGAAAGAAAGUAUAUUGAUUCGAUGGAACAAGCAGAACUUAGUCUUAACAAGAAACAAUGGGCAAUUGGACCUAUUCUACCUACUAAACUCGAUUACAUCUCGAACAAGGAGGAUGUAUGUUUGGAUUGGCUCAACAAACAACCUCCAAGAUCAGUUCUUUACGUAUCUUUUGGAACGACAACUUCACUUUCCGAUAGGCAAAUCAAGGAGCUCGCGAUGGGAUUAGAGCAGAGUAAACAGAGGUUUAUAUGGGUGUUGAGAGACGCGGAUAGAGGAGAUAUCGAUAGAAAAGUUGAGUUGCCUCAAGGAUUUGAGGAAAGAGUAAAAGGGGUUGGGUUAGUGGUAAGAGAAUGGACACCACAACUACAAAUCUUGGCUCAUUCGUCUACAGGCGGGUUCAUGAGUCAUUGUGAUUGGACCUCUUGCUUAGAGAGUAUUACUAUGGGAGUGCCUAUAGGUGUUUGGCCUAUACACACUAAUCAACCUAUAAAUGGUUUCUUGGUGACAGAUAUAUUGAAAGUAGGCCUGCUCGUUAGAGAUUGGGGGAAACGCGAGGAGGUGGUAAGUGCAUCGACUAUUCAGAAUGUCGUGAGGAAGUUGAUGGCGUCAGAAGAAGGCGAUACGAUUAGAAAAAGAGCAGAAGAAUUGGGAGAAGCUGUAAGACAGUCCACAGAGAAAGGGGGAGCUUUUCAAAUAGAGUUGGAUUCGUUCAUCGCGCAUAUCACAAGAUAG
Molecule: messenger RNA, 1344 nt
Organism: Solanum lycopersicum (tomato)
Lineage: Eukaryota; Viridiplantae; Streptophyta; Magnoliopsida; Solanales; Solanaceae
Product: zeatin O-glucosyltransferase-like
Molecular function (GO): UDP-glycosyltransferase activity
Source: RefSeq, a predicted model, not a curated record